AUGAGCGUCCUCGUGACGACGACUUUUUCUCAGGGAGCCGUGUUUUAUGCUGGCGAAACUGUCUCCUGCACCAUAGCGUUCACCAACCCGUUACCUACACUACCACGACCACCAAGUGCAUCAUCGUCAUCGUCAUCCACUUAUAGCCGACGAUCCAGUACGCGCUUUCAGCAACAGUCCACUCGGCAUCUUCAGGGAAAUGCAAGCAACCAUAGCCGGUCGCAAUCGGUCAGUUCUACUUCUGAGCUUGGUACCAUGACCCCAAAGCAAGCCAAACGACAAAGCAAACGAGCAUCACGCGACUUGGAAGCCUUCAUGGGACGAUCGACAGUGAGCUCACCAUCACCUCCUGGGUCUAGUAGAACAGCUACGACUACACUUACAUCGCUAGCGUCGUCAACGUUUUCUUUCUUUACGGGUCGACAAGAUACGCGCAAAGAUGAACAAGAAGAGGAGGAGGAAGAAGAACAAGAACAAACGAACCAUUGGGAAGAAGGAGGGGUAUUAUUAGAGCGACAUCAUUCAUCAUCAUCGAGAAUGGCGGCUAUGUUGGAUGAAGAGAACGACAAUGAGGAUGAUCAAGAAGGAGGAGCAGGAGAACCUAUAUCGAUUGAAUUGGGUGAUUCAAUGACACCACGAUCCAGUGUAGAUACGCAUGGCACACGAGAACCUUACUAUGAUAUCAGUCGACGUAGCUCAAUGGAUUCUUUGGCAUCAUCCAACAACCCAUACCAUGGGGGUCGCGCAUCACAACUAUCAGCACCACGAUUGUCACAAUUCUUGCUAAGAUCAUCCUCUGCGCCAUCCCUCGUCAAAAAGCCUGAACAUUUGCUUUGGGGAUUUGCUCAAGUUGUCGGCAACUUUAUUGUGGAUCCAACACUUAUCAACAAUAACGAAUUUGCGCCUCUCAAACAAAGGACAAUGUAUCGACCUCAUGGUGCUGGCAUGGGCGGUGGUGGAGGUUUAUUAAUGGGUGGUCGUUCCGAUAUGCAUUCAAAGAUUGAUACCCGUACGACGCCUGUAAUCUCAACACCUCCGUCGAUUUUAUUUGUGGACCUGGAUUUGGCACCUGGAGAGACAAAAAAGUUCUCAUACAAGCUCAAACUUCCAAAUGAUAUUCCACCCUCUCAUCGAGGCAAAGCCAUCCGAUUCACUUAUUCUCUUGUUGUCGGCACUCAACGGGCAAAUACAACACCAUCGGGUGGUCAAGGUCAGGUCGUACAAAUCCCCUUUCGGGUGCUGAACCACGUAUCCGAGGAUGGAUCACGACCGAUCUAUGACUUGAUGAAUCCCGUUGUCAUGUAUAAGGAUGAAGCUAUUGUGGAAGCAUUCUCUGAAGAGGAUUUCAAAAAACCAAGGCUGAGCAUGAGACGAAGGGAAUCGAAUAAAUCAGCCAGCAACAAGGCAAGGGAUGAAUUCAUGGCCUAUGUGAAUGAGCUCUCUGAACACGUCAAUGGCAACACAUCGAUCCAUGAAAUUACACGACGAGAAAGCGAUGCAUAUGAGGAACCUACAGCUGAGCAGGAUCAGGAUGAUGAUGAAACAGCUGAGAAACGAAUGUAUGGGCGGGCGUGUGCUCAAAUUGUUUCCAGGAUAACCAAUGCAAGCAGGAAAGCCAUGUUUGAUAUAUGCAAAAACAAUCAACGGGUUGCACAGCUGCAUUUGACAAAAACAUCGUAUCGUCUUGGAGAAGCUGUCUUGGGCGUCUUGGAUUUCGAACAUGCGGUGUUGCCGACCUAUGAGGUGUCCAUUCUUUUGGAAAGCAAUGAGAUAGUACAAAGCGAUAUCGCUAUACGACAACCCAACCAGAUUGCACGCAUCUCUCGGAAAUGUUAUGCUGAACAUCAUUCAUUUUGUCUCAACCAUCGACGAUUGGCCUUUUCCCUUCCUAUUCCCACCAUCGCAUCACCUGAAUUCCAGACAACAGGAGUCAAAUUACAGUAUUACCUCAAGUUUGAAUUUAUUGUUGCUCAAAGGCCCAAACGAUUAUCCACCUCCUCUCCUCCCAAAGCACAACCCCCUUUCAUUCCUAUCAAUGUCGAUGAUCGGCAUAAGCAUUACCAAGCCGCACAAGACGUUGAUGUGAGCACAUUCGACUGCCAAAUCCCUAUUCGAGUGUAUGGAUCGCCUGGUGGAACAGAUCGUGCCGUCUAUGGCAGGCCAUACACCUUUCUUGUACAGUAA
Messenger RNA from Lichtheimia ornata, 2184 nucleotides. RefSeq lists its product as uncharacterized. Gene Ontology annotation, biological process: retrograde transport, endosome to Golgi. The record is from RefSeq and is a predicted model, not a curated record. Lineage: Eukaryota; Fungi; Mucoromycota; Mucoromycetes; Mucorales; Lichtheimiaceae. The coding region runs from base 1 to 2184 and encodes 727 amino acids. Gene Ontology annotation, cellular component: Ric1-Rgp1 guanyl-nucleotide exchange factor complex; Golgi membrane. The transcript is spliced from 10 exons.